This is a messenger RNA of Sphaeroforma arctica JP610, 465 nucleotides long. RefSeq lists its product as hypothetical. Gene Ontology annotation, molecular function: NADH dehydrogenase (ubiquinone) activity. NCBI's taxonomy places the organism in Eukaryota, Ichthyosporea, Ichthyophonida. The coding region runs from base 1 to 465 and encodes 154 amino acids. The transcript has 3 exons. The record is from RefSeq and is a predicted model, not a curated record.
AUGAUCGAUCCUGAAGGUGUUGUCCCGGUGUUGACCUUUCUGAAGGAUCACUCCAAUGCGCAAUUCAAAUCGCUCAUCGACAUCGCCGGAAUGGACGUCCCAGCUCGCGUGAACCGCUUCGAGACUUACACGGAUGAGGUAAAUCCCAUCGAUUCUAUCGAACCCAUUUUCAAAGCGGCAAACUGGAUGGAGCGAGAAGUUUGGGAUAUGUACGGGGUCUUCUUCAACGGCCAUCCCGAUCUGCGAAGGAUCCUCACAGAUUAUGGUUUCGAAGGUCACCCGCUUCGUAAAGAUUUCCCCUUGUCUGGAUACACAGAGGUUCGGUACGACGAAGAGGCGAAACGUGUUGUUUCUGAGCCUGUUGAGAUGCAGCAGGAGUUCAGACAGUUCGACUUCGCAAACACAUUCGAGCACGUCCAGGGAGGAGGCAACCUUGCUAGUCUUCCUAAGCCAGAGAGCAAGUAA